AUGAAUAGAGAAAGCCAAUAUGAAGGUAAAAAAGAAUGCAAAGUAGAUGUAAUCUCCAGCAAAAGAAAACAAUUUGAAACUGAACCAACUGUGAUCACAGGUUCAAUUACAGCCAUAAAUUCUAGUCAAACUGAUUCAUAUAUGGAUCUUGAACAAGAUAGUGAUGCUUUUGAAGAUUCGUCAUCAGAUUUUUUGUGUGACAAUAAUGCACAAAGUGACCAAGAUAUAGAUAAUAUCGAAUUCA
Messenger RNA from Racocetra fulgida, 244 nucleotides. The record is from the annotation of a GenBank genome assembly. NCBI's taxonomy places the organism in Eukaryota, Fungi, Glomeromycota, Glomeromycetes, Diversisporales, Gigasporaceae.